AUGGCAAAAAUUCCACCGCGUGAUCUAUCGCCUUUUAUGCAGGCAUUUAGAAACUUCCUAUUAGGGAGAAAGCAUACUAAUGCCUUAAGAUUUGAACCAUAUUUGGCGGCCAGGACGCAGCCACCGCCGCAAAUUCCUGAUGGACCCUCACACAAACAUGCUCACAAUUACUACCUUAGCCGUGAUGCUCGCCGAGAAGUUAUGCCACCCCUAGAUAUAUCAGCUAAGUUGCUUACAGCGGGCUCAGAAAAGGGCGAAGCAAAAACAGCUACCACUGUGAGGCCUACACCUGGUAAAAUAUUUCACUGGGACAAACAUUAUUAG
Leptosia nina is the source of this 324-nucleotide messenger RNA. NCBI's taxonomy places the organism in Eukaryota, Metazoa, Arthropoda, Insecta, Lepidoptera, Pieridae. The record is from the annotation of a GenBank genome assembly.